AUGGCCGACCUUAGCUCCGCCGCAGCGUAUGUCACCCCGCCUUCCAACCCCACCAAGCUGCCCUCUCCUUCUUGCGACUCCGGACUCGAGCCCAGCAUCGCGACCGGCUUGCGGCAACACCGCUAUUCCAUGGAGCUGAAGGACAACACCGUCAUUGUUGUUCUCGGUGCUUCCGGAGAUUUGGCGAAGAAGAAGACCUACCCUGCGCUGUUCGGUCUGUACCGAAACCAGUUCCUCCCCAAGGACAUCAAGAUCGUCGGAUAUGCGCGCACAAAGAUGGACCACGACGAGUACAUCCGCCGCAUCAGAUCCUACAUGAAGACCCCCACAAAGGAGAUUGAGCAGCAGCUCAACGACUUCUGCAACCUCUGCACCUACGUCUCCGGCCAAUACGACCGCGAUGAUUCUUUCCUCAACCUGAACGCCCACCUCGAGGAGCUCGAGGCUGGCAAGCCCGAGACCCACCGCCUGUUCUACAUGGCGCUUCCCCCCAGUGUCUUCACUAUCGUCUCUCAGCACCUGAAGAAGUGCUGCUACCCCACCAAGGGCAUUGCUCGCGUUGUCAUCGAGAAGCCUUUCGGAAAGGACCUGGCCAGCUCUCGCGAGCUCCAGAAGUCCCUUGAGCCCGACUGGAAGGAGGACGAGCUCUUCCGCAUUGACCACUACCUCGGCAAGGAGAUGGUCAAGAACAUCCUCAUUCUCCGCUUUGGUAACUCCUUCUUCGGCUCUACCUGGAACAGGCAGAACAUCGACAACGUCCAGAUCACCUUCAAGGAGCCCUUCGGCACUGAGGGCCGUGGCGGUUACUUCGACGAGUUCGGCAUCAUUCGCGAUGUCAUGCAGAACCACUUGCUCCAGGUCCUCACCCUGCUCGCCAUGGAGCGCCCCAUCUCCUUCGCUUCCGAGGACAUCCGUGACGAGAAGGUUCGCGUCCUUCGCGCUAUGCCCGCCAUUGAGCCCAAGAACGUCAUCAUCGGCCAGUACGGAAAGUCUCUUGAUGGCAGCAAGCCGUCGUACAAGGAGGACGACACUGUGCCUAAGGAUUCCAGAUGCCCCACCUUCUGCGCCAUGGUUGCUUACAUCAAGAACGAGCGCUGGGAUGGUGUUCCCUUCAUCAUGAAGGCUGGCAAGGCCCUCAACGAGCAGAAGACCGAGAUUCGCAUCCAGUUCAAGGACGUCACCUCUGGUAUUUUUAAGGACAUUCCCAGAAACGAGCUUGUCAUGCGCAUCCAGCCCAACGAGAGUGUCUACGUCAAGAUGAACUCCAAGCUGCCUGGUCUCAGCAUGCAGACUGUUGUCACCGAGCUUGAUCUCACCUACCGCCGCCGCUUCUCCGACCUCAAGAUCCCCGAGGCCUACGAGUCUCUCAUCCUGGACUGCCUCAAGGGCGACCACUCCAACUUCGUCCGUGACGACGAGCUUGAUGCAAGCUGGAGAAUCUUCACCCCUCUGCUCCACUACCUUGACGACAACAAGGAGAUCAUCCCCAUGGAGUACCCCUAUGGCUCCCGCGGUCCGGCCGUGCUCGACGACUUCACCUCUAGCUACGGUUACAAGUUCAGUGAUGCGGCUGGCUACCAGUGGCCUACCACCUCUGCUCAGGCUCCCAACAAGUUCAAGGGCAAGGCACCCGCCGACGCCCCGGGGAAAAUGCCGAACGGCGUUGCGGACAUCCAAGGGAAGCAACAGUCACAAAUGAAUACGGGCCUCACAAUGCAACCGAAAUCGAGAAUGAACGACCUCCCGGACGAAAUCGUUCAUAUCACUCAGGGCUACAUUCCCUUGUCGACAAUCGUCUCGCGCCUUGCGCAACGGACACACGAGGAUCUGCAGAAGGUCAUCAUGGAGAUGGCAGCUGUGAAAUGGGCACCACCAGCAGUCAACGGCAACACACCGCAUGGAAACGAAGCACCUGACGAUAUGUCAGAGGGGAACAAGCGGAAGAAGAUGCUCAUGCUCAAGUUUGCGCAAGAUGCGCAUGCCAAAUGGGUCAAGGCCCUCGUGAUGACAGACUGGAGCAAGAACGCGGAAGCAGUCAGCAAACUCAUCGACAUCAAGGCCCACAUCGAUUCCAAGCGGGUAUUAUACGAUUUCGCGCAGGACCUGUUGAUUGACUUGAAGAGAGGCCUUAUUGGCGCAAGAUUACCCAACCCUGACCUGAAGACUGCUUUACAAGUUCUCACCACUGGAGAAGCAACCUGGGUUCCGGAGCCCGGCUACAUCCCACCGCCGCCAUUGACACCGGAAGAGCAGUUGAAGUGGAUCGAUGAUCUGAACACGAUGCUGUCUUUGCGCCUCAAUCUUGACGAUUACGACAAGAUUCCGCACCAAUUUAGAACUUACAGUAUACACUCCGGCAGAGUCACUUUCGAGGUGAAGGGUGAAUUCGAGGUGGACUUGACCAUUGCCGACGAGGACUUCACAAAACAGUUUUGGUUCAUCGAUUUCCGAUUCGCCUUUUCGCCAUCUGCCAGAAAGCUUUCGGAUGGCUUGGUGUCCUUCCUGGAAGGGCAAGUCAACGAGAUCCUCGGCAAAGACGGUUUGGAAGGAUGCUACAGAUUCCUCCAUGAGUUCGUUCUCACACACAAGAUCAAUGAGCUCAAGCGACAAGCUCUCGAAUUGAGCCGCAGCACAUGGACAGGAACCCUGGUGGUGGAACCCCUGAACCGAGCUUUGGCCCUUCAAUACUGGACAACUAGAUACGGACCUGCCGGACCCAAGAGCUGGGUCAUGAUCGCGGUUAACAGUGCCAAGAAAACCAACGGCCAGCCGGAUACGAAGCAUUCGAGUCGCCUGGUUGCACGGUGGUACCGAGACAACAAAGAAGUUAAAGAUGUCCUACUCCCAUUCGAUGUCGACAACCUCUCCGCAGAGGAUUUGCUCAAGACUGCUGUUGCGAGACACGUGGACCAUAUUCUCUCUUCCAUCCACAAGAAGCUGCUGACGUACCCCCGGUUCGAGAAGAGAGAGUCGUCCAUGACUCUGAAAAUCUCACGGACGGAACCGGUGGAGUCUUUCUUAAGCAUGCAACUGGGUUCGCGAGAAAGUGUUACUCUAGUCAUCGAGCCGGUAACAGGAUUCGCGGCAAUGAAACCCCACACCAAAUACGCACUCUCCGGCGAAAACCGUCUCAACUACGGCGGGAAAGACCCAGCAGAGGACGGCGUCGUCUGCCUUGAAAAUAUCAGAUGGGGUUACGUGAUGGAAGAGUUCAACCGAAGGGGCCGAAGCAUUGGCUGGAAGACGUGUAGAAGUCCACUUGGCGGCGAAGAUAUCAAGCAGCUCAUCCGGACCCGCGAGGCUUUCCAGACGAUCUGGCUCCAGCGACAGGGCUUGGACCAGGAUUGGCAUGUGAUGGUUUCUUUGAGCCUCGCUGGCGACGAGUGGUGGUUGAUUCAGAUCGACCGCAACACGCCAGCACGCCCAAUCAAAUUCAAUUCUCGGCUACCGCUUAACCGCGGCCAGCCUGAUUUAGACGACGCUUUCUGGAGCAACUUGACACUGUUUGUAACCGGCAUAAUCACACAUGUCACCGAGUUGCACAACGUACAUCUUAAGGAGAUCAAGCAUCUGGCAAAGGAGUCAACAAACUACUCGCUACCCCAGCAAGUCCAAAUACCGUCGGUCUUUUACAGACUUUCGCAACUCCUGCGCCCGACCAACGUUGGCGGACAGUCUGGUUCCAAAGAAACACCGAACGCAUCCAAGGAAUCAGCUUCGUCGUGGGCGCAGGAUCACAUCGAGAUCAAGAUUAAGGGUUUACAACCUCAACCUCAUGCGACACCUGCUCGAGACGACAGCGCCACCUCACAAGCUGAGAUGAUCGAAAACCUUCGUCUCAACACCGUGGUAGACGCCAUUAUUAGGGUGAAGGACAAAUCAAAGUUUGCACUGCUCAAGGGGCGUAUUGACCGCGAUGUGUCGUUCAGCCCGAAGAAGGGUGAAUUCAUCUUCCGUAUCCGACAGCAGGUUGGCCACCCCAUUCUUGACACGCUUACCAAGCACGUCAAGUCUAUUGACCGACUUGUCGGAUUUCUGGAAGCUAUGGGCAAGGCCCGAGGUUCUAUAAAGUGCGAGAGGAUGAGUCUUCGCGAAGUCGUCUUCACAUAUAGCGAUAUUGCCAUGCCUGGAGAGGGCAAUGCCGCCCAGAAGCCCAGACGCUGGAGAGCCACCCUCGACCUCUCGAAGAGCGACGUCCGCAUUUCUCUGGAAAAGGGCAACCCACAUCUGCGAGUCUUGGACUUGCUCGUUAAAAUGGUCAACACCCAGGACGGUCUCAAAGCGAUUAUCGUCUUUAUGCCGUUACUGCUGCCGAUCCUAAGAACCUUCGAGACCAUCGAAUCCAAAUGGGAGGCGCUGGAGUCUACGAACCAGGGGCGCGUCCAGGUCUUUGCAAGGUCGAUAGACUGGAUCUGCAUUCGGUAUACGCUCCCCAGCGCCUCCGGGCAGCCGCGGAUCCUCGCCUUGGAUAUAAGAACCCAAGUGAGGCGCAACGAGAUCUGGUGGCAUCUCUCCCGCGCACGGGGCGACGGAGCAGCCGCCGGCUCCGACGACGAGUUCGCUAAGGUCAUCAAGCCUGUCUGGGAAUCCCACGGUGAUGGCUGGAGGGGACUCAUCACCGGUGCGGCGUCCCGGCCCGGGCCGAGCACUAUGGACCUCCUCACGAGAGUAGACGACGCCGUCAGGACUCACGCCGCCUCGGUGAGCGCCAACGGCCCGCCCUCGACGGAUGGCGCCCCGACGCAGCUCAGCCAGACCUUCAGCGCGAGCCAAUCUUUCGGCACGCAACCCACCUCCGUAAGCCAGAGCCAGGGGAGCAACAGGACCUCGGGUAGCAAGCAGGCGCCUUUGGUGCUCGACUAG
Molecule: messenger RNA, 4863 nt
Organism: Colletotrichum karsti
Lineage: Eukaryota; Fungi; Ascomycota; Sordariomycetes; Glomerellales; Glomerellaceae
Product: mediator complex subunit MED14
Exons: 9
Coding region: 1-4863 (1620 amino acids)
Biological process (GO): regulation of transcription by RNA polymerase II; pentose-phosphate shunt, oxidative branch; glucose metabolic process
Cellular component (GO): cytosol; mediator complex
Molecular function (GO): NADP binding; transcription coregulator activity; glucose-6-phosphate dehydrogenase activity
Source: RefSeq, a predicted model, not a curated record